CCCCCCAUGGAGCCCGAGGCCCCGGAUUCCCGCAAGCGGCCCCUCGAGACGCCCCCCGAGGUGGUCUGUACCAAGCGCAGCAACACGGGAGAGGAAGGCGAAUACUUCCUGAAGGUGCUCAUCCCCAGCUACGCGGCGGGCUCCAUCAUCGGCAAAGGCGGCCAGACGAUUGUGCAGCUGCAGAAGGAGACGGGAGCCACUAUCAAAUUGUCCAAGUCCAAAGAUUUCUACCCUGGAACCACAGAGCGGGUGUGCCUAGUACAGGGCACAGCAGAGGCCUUGAACGCUGUGCACAGCUUUAUUGCCGAGAAAGUCCGAGAAAUCCCUCAAGCAAUGACCAAGCCUGAGGUGGUCAACAUCCUUCAACCCCAAACCACGAUGAAUCCCGACAGAGCCAAGCAGGCCAAGCUGAUCGUCCCCAACAGCACAGCCGGGCUGAUCAUCGGCAAGGGCGGCGCCACGGUGAAGGCGGUGAUGGAGCAGUCCGGCGCGUGGGUGCAGCUGUCGCAGAAGCCGGAGGGCAUCAACCUGCAGGAGCGCGUGGUGACGGUCAGCGGCGAGCCCGAGCAGGUGCACAAGGCCGUGAGCGCCAUCGUGCAGAAGGUACAGGAAGACCCCCAGAGCAGCAGCUGCCUCAACAUCAGCUACGCCAACGUGGCGGGGCCCGUGGCCAACUCCAACCCCACCGGCUCGCCCUACGCCAGCCCCGCCGACGUGCUGCCCGCCGCGGCCGCCGCCGCCGCCUCGGCCGCCGCGGCGUCGGGGCUGCUGGGCCCCGCGGGGCUGGCGGGCGUGGGCGCCUUCCCCGCCGCGCUGCCCGCCUUCUCGGGCACCGACCUGCUGGCCAUCAGCACGGCGCUCAACACGCUGGCCAGCUACGGCUACAACACCAACUCGCUGGGGCUGGGGCUCAACUCGGCCGCCGCGUCGGGCGUGCUGGCCGCCGUGGCCGCGGGCGCCAACCCCGCCGCCGCCGCCGCCGCCAACCUGCUGGCGUCGUACGCGGGCGAGGCCGGGGCGGGGCCGGCCGCGGGCGCCGCCCCGCCGCCGCCGCCGCCGCCGCCGCCGCCGCCCGGCGCGCUCGGCUCCUUCGCGCUGGCCGCCGCCGCCAACGGCUACCUGGGCGGCGCGGGGCCCGGGGCCGCGGCGGGCGCGGGGGGCGGCCCGCUGGUGGCCGCGGCCGCCGCCGCCGCCGCCGCCGCCGGGGCGGCCGCCGGGGGCUUCCUGACGGCGGAGAAGCUGGCGGCCGAGAGCGCCAAGGAGCUGGUGGAGAUCGCCGUCCCCGAGAACCUAGUGGGCGCCAUCCUGGGCAAGGGGGGCAAGACGCUGGUGGAGUACCAGGAGCUGACGGGCGCCCGCAUCCAGAUCUCCAAGAAGGGCGAGUUCCUCCCCGGCACGCGGAACCGGAGGGUCACCAUCACGGGCAGCCCCGCGGCCACACAAGCCGCUCAAUACCUCAUCAGCCAGCGGGUCACCUACGAGCAGGGGGUGCGCGCCUCCAACCCCCAGAAAGUGGGAUGAGGCCUGGGGCGGAGGGGGCGCGCGCGCCUCCGCCCCAUCCUCCCCCCUGCGCCUCCUCCUCCUGGACCUCCUCCCUCCUUCUCCUCCUCCUCCUCUCGCUCUUCCUCCUCCUCCUCCUCUUCCUCCUCCGCUCCUUCAGCUUGGGGUGCUCCUGCUCGCUCUCCGGGGUGGGGGCUGGGGGAGGUCUGACUGCACCCCUCCCCCCUCCGGUAGUCAUAGGCAGGCUUGAGUUGGUGUUGGGGGAAGGGGCUCAGAAGCCCCCUCCCCAGCUCUGAAUUGGCCCCCUCCCUCCCUCCCUCCUUCCCUCCCUCCCUGUGCUUUGGCUGGGCCUUACCCUCCUACCCAGGGCCCAGGUCUGUGUGAUAUCUGUAUAUAUGGCAUUUUGCUCAUUUUAAUAGAAAAC
Messenger RNA from Dipodomys spectabilis (banner-tailed kangaroo rat), 1924 nucleotides. RefSeq names its product NOVA alternative splicing regulator 2 (gene Nova2). The coding region runs from base 7 to 1521 and encodes 504 amino acids. Gene Ontology annotation, molecular function: mRNA binding. The record is from RefSeq and is a predicted model, not a curated record. The transcript has 4 exons. Lineage: Eukaryota; Metazoa; Chordata; Mammalia; Rodentia; Heteromyidae. Gene Ontology annotation, cellular component: nucleus; cytoplasm. Gene Ontology annotation, biological process: mRNA splicing, via spliceosome; regulation of alternative mRNA splicing, via spliceosome.